AUGAGUAAGAAAAUCGAUGCCUAUUUGUUAGUAGUGCACAAAUGUGUCGAUACUAACAAAGCGCCAACAAACGAAAUUCUUCAAGAUAUUUUAAGACCAUUACGAGAGUACGAAACGACAACCGUGACCUUUGAGAUUGCGUUCUCUGGAAAGUCUCACGAGAAGGAAGUUGAUAAGUUUUUUAGAUUUAAGCUGCUAAUUGAUGAUGGAAGAAAGGCCAUUAGGCAUUUACAAAUAAAUAUUUAUUGUGGUCUUAAAGCCAAUGAGGGCAUUAGAACUUUCUCAUCAAAUCGUAAAUUAAAGCAAGAUGAUAAAUUUACUCAACUAACAAAUUAUUUUGUUGAACAUUAA
This is a messenger RNA of Clunio marinus, 351 nucleotides long. The record is from the annotation of a GenBank genome assembly. Lineage: Eukaryota; Metazoa; Arthropoda; Insecta; Diptera; Chironomidae.